Molecule: messenger RNA, 291 nt
Organism: Halteromyces radiatus
Lineage: Eukaryota; Fungi; Mucoromycota; Mucoromycetes; Mucorales; Cunninghamellaceae
Product: 6-O-methylguanine DNA methyltransferase
Exons: 1
Biological process (GO): DNA repair
Molecular function (GO): methylated-DNA-[protein]-cysteine S-methyltransferase activity
Source: RefSeq, a predicted model, not a curated record
AUCCCAAAAGGACAAGUGACAACUUACAAAGCACUCAGUGAUGCUUUAAAUUCCCAUCCUCGUGCUGUUGGUCAAGCUCUCCGGAUCAAUCCAUUCUGUCCUCUACCUAUCCCAUGUCAUCGAGUGAUCAUGUCCAACAAAGCUAUUGGUGGUUUCAAUGGUGGUUCCGGUGAUUGUCAAUUUGUUGCUAACAAGAAGGCGAAAUUGGCAAAUGAAGGUCUCUCUUUUGAUGAAAAGAAUUUUUUGACUUCAAACGUGAACGGUGACAACUCAAUAUUUACUGAUUUUUAG